Molecule: messenger RNA, 1392 nt
Organism: Alternaria arborescens
Lineage: Eukaryota; Fungi; Ascomycota; Dothideomycetes; Pleosporales; Pleosporaceae
Exons: 3
Coding region: 1-1392 (463 amino acids)
Source: RefSeq, a predicted model, not a curated record
AUGAUUUCUCUUUUCCGCAAAUGCAUUCUGCUGUGGCUCGCUACCGUCUUCGUGGUCACUGCAGCACAGCAGACUGCUCUGUCAGAGCUUCCGGAUUGCGCUCAAAUCUGCCUUCUAAAAGCUUUCGGCACAAACACCUGCGCGCCAACAGAUCAUGCCUGUAUCUGCACCAACGAAGUCUUCCAGAACAAUGUAACAUUGUGUGUAAGCAGCCGCUGCACCAUUCCUGAAGCUCUAGGUACUUUCAUCAACUUGACAGAAGAGGCCCAACGACUAACCAGUGUAGUCACACGAAAUGUCAGUCUUACCAACUGCGGUGCACCGGUGCGACAUCGUGGAGAACACUACGUGACGUUGUCAAACGCAAUGGUAUGCAUUGCCGCUGCCUUCGUUGUGAUCCGUUUCGCCUUCAAGGCCACCGUGUCGAGACUCGACUUUGGCUACGAUGACUUUUGCGUCCUAGCAACGCUUAUAGCCGCCAUACCCAGCGCCAUCAUCACUGUUUUCGGUACUGUGAAGAAUGGACUUGGUCAAGACCUUUGGGCCUUGACUCCAACGCAGAUCACCCAGAUGCUCCAAUACUUCUACAUUAUGGCGUGGCUGUACUUCCUCCAGCUCACGCUGUUGAAGCUCACUCUGUUGUUCUUUUACAUCCGCGUGUUUCCCAGUAAAGAAGUCCAGCGACUGUUAUGGGGUACUGUCGUCUUCACUGUACUCUGGGGCUUGGCCUUUAUCAUUGUUGCGGUAUUCCAGUGUCGGCCGAUUCACUACUUCUGGACGAAAUGGGACGGUAUGCAUGAGGGCACUUGUCUGGAGAUCAACGCCAUCACCGCAUCAAACGCUGCCAUCUCGAUCGCUCUGGACUUCUGGAUUUUGGGUAUACCUCUUUGGCAGCUUUGGGGGUUGAAGUUACACUGGAAAAAGAAGGUCGGUGUAGCACUUAUGUUUUGCGUCGGCACUUUCGUUACCGUCGUCAGUAUUCUGCGUCUGCAGGCUCUGGUGCACUUCGCCGCUUCCUCGAACGUAAGCUGGGAGUUCUACGACGUUUCAGUGUGGAGCACGAUCGAAAUAUGUGUUGGUAUCAUGUGCGCUUGCCUUCCAACACUCCGCCUUCUCCUGGUUAAACUCUUCCCUAUCCUUGGCGGCUCCUCAGUACGCAGUCGUCAACAGUACUACAACUACGGUAGUGGCAACGAACUCAAGAACGUUAGCCAGAAACACAAGUCAUACAACAUGAACACUAGCGCUGCUAUAUCGAGUCCUCGGACCGAGUCUUUCGACGAUAAGAUAGAAGACGGCAUUAGGGUCAAGACCUCCUACAUGGUAAAGCAUAGUCAUAGCGACACAGAUGAAGCGAGCCUAGUAAGCCAUGAGGGACCGCAGAGGCAGUAG